This is a messenger RNA of Xyrauchen texanus (razorback sucker), 3025 nucleotides long. RefSeq names its product v-myb avian myeloblastosis viral oncogene homolog-like 2a (gene mybl2a). The transcript is spliced from 8 exons. Bases 237 to 2675 code for a protein of 812 amino acids. Gene Ontology annotation, cellular component: nucleus. NCBI's taxonomy places the organism in Eukaryota, Metazoa, Chordata, Actinopteri, Cypriniformes, Catostomidae. Gene Ontology annotation, biological process: regulation of DNA-templated transcription. Gene Ontology annotation, molecular function: DNA-binding transcription factor activity, RNA polymerase II-specific; RNA polymerase II cis-regulatory region sequence-specific DNA binding; protein dimerization activity. The record is from RefSeq and is a predicted model, not a curated record.
GAGACAACAAACAGAUCAUAUACGGUUAUUACACGGGCAAUAAUAGAUUCAGUACACCCAUAAUCUUCUGUUCACCUCAUGAAUAAUCGGUGACAUUUCAGAAACAUCUGGAGGACAGUAAAGAUAUGCCCUUGCAAGUGUUUGGGUUCAUUAUUAUCAUCCAGCUGUUCCUUUGAGUCUUCCUUUAAAAGUAUUUGCUGUGGAUUACUCAGCCUUUACACAGGAAAUUAAGUGUAAUGGAAGGUGGUGCGAGAAUUGAAUCAAACUCUGAGGGAAAUCCUUAUUCUGAAAUGGAUGAAGAUAUUGAGCAACUGAGGACUAAAUGGACUUUACAAGAGGAUGAAAGUCUUGCUUCACUCGUAGGGAAGUUUGGAAGAGAUGACUGGGAGUCUGUUGCGAGCUUUCUACCUGGGCGCUCUGCACAAGGCUGUAAAUACCGCUUCACAGUUGUCAUAGACCCAGAACUCAUUAAGGGAACCUGGACCAAAGAAGAAGAUCAUAAACUCAUUAAGUUGGUGUCAUUGUAUGGUGACAAGAAUUGGAGCACAGUUGCAAAGCACUUAAAAGGUCGAAGAGGUAAACAGUGUCGAGAGCGAUGGCAUAAUCAUCUGGACCCCUCUGUGAUUAAGACACCCUGGACAGAAGAGGAAGACCUGAUAAUCAUUAAAUGCCAUUGUGUGCUGGGAACACGAUGGGCACAAAUGGCAAAAUUUCUCCAUGGAAGGACGGAUAAUUCCAUAAAAAACCAUUGGUAUGCAACACUAAAGCGUAAAAUGGACAAGGGCAUUUACAAGAUGGAAGAUAUUGAUUUGAGUGAUCUUGGACUCUACCAAUCAAUAAAAGAAAUAUCGACCUCCAAAAGUCAUGAUAAGUCAAUGAGAAGUGCAGAGCAGUUGGCCAAGGUAAAACGAGCAAGAGGGAAGACUUCAGUAAAAGACCUGAGUGCCAAUAGUCCACCCUUCUACGCUCGUUCAGAUUCACCUUCCAGCUCCAGAAGAAGUCCUCCCAUUGUGCAGUCGCAGCAUAAAGUAUUUGUUGAUGGCAUAUUGCAAAUGAUUGCUGAGGACAUGCUACCCCUCAACAUUACUGAAGGCUCUGGCUUUCGAAAUUUCUUGAAUUUAAUAGGUCAUCAGUACCCACAGGUGUCACAGCGCAUGGUGAGUUUACAACUGUAUAAUGCUGUGGAGAAGACCAUCAAGCCACAGCUGAUCCAGCAGCUCAGGAACUGCGUAUCUAUGAGUGGAGGCCACAAUGUUGUUCACAUCACUGCAGAUAUUUGGGCUAGUGAAUUUACUGAGCCACUUCUUGCAGUUCAGAUGCAUUUUCUUGAUGAUGACUGGAACAUUUGCAGACCUACUGUGGCCUUUCGCCAUUUGCAGUGUAAACAAUUUGCAUCAAAAAUCGGAGGAGAACUCGAGUCUGUACUUCUAAGCUAUGGACUCUUCACUCAUAAUAUUGGUUAUAGUAUCGUCCAUGAGGCCAAGAACAGCAUUGCAUCGCAUGAUCUUUUCUGUGACUACAAGACCAUGUAUUCUGCACAGAAGAGCGAUCCGGACGAAGAUGAAUUAUUGGAUUUUCUUGACGAUCAGGUCGCCAUAGAUGAUUUCUCUAUAGCUGAAAUUUCAUCCAGCAAACAUCUGGACUGUAUCACCACCCUACUGCAUUGUGUGAUGAAGGAGGCACUGAAGAAGUCCAGGGUCGUUGAACGUUUAUUCUUUGAGGUGCAAAGUAUGGUGUCAUUUUUUCGCCGCAGCGUCUACUGGAAGGAGGUUCUUGCAAAGAAAUGCAAAUUCUCACUUACUAGUCCUUACAGUGCAAGCAGCUAUACCUGGAAUUCUACAAUUAUCAUCUUCCGUGAAAUGAUGCAAGAGUCUGUAUGGGGCUCAGUGAUGACCGUGCUGAAUCAAGCCCGCACCGAAGCAAAAGAUGGCUCCAUUUGUCCACCGGUGGUACAAGUUACUCGUGAGCAAGUUGUGGACUUUGUUGGCUUACUGGAGCCCUUUGAAGAGGCAGUCCAGGUACUUCAGGAAGAAGGUAUCACCUUGUCCCUCAUUAUUCCUUCGAUCCUUGGACUUGAUAAAACUAUUUGGAUCAAGUCUAAGACGACAAAGUUUAGUUUUUUCUGCACAGCCCUUCGUUUUGGUCUCCGUGCUUACUUCCAACCUCUGGUUUUGCAAAGAGAUUUCAUAAUAGCCACAGUUCUGGAUCCACGAAUCAAGCUUCAACCAUUUGACAAUGGAAAAGAAAACUUCAAGAGCACCACGCUGUUUACACCUUCCAGACUGCGUGCACAUUCAGUUGUGGAGUAUGCAUUAACUGAAGCUGAAGGGUGUACUUCAGUAGAGAUGUCCUGUGUAAACCCAGAUGAUAAUACACAGUCCACUGACAUGGCAAUGAAAGUGUCUGAGCUGGAUCUCUAUUUGUCAGAGCCCCUGUGUGAUGGCCAUGUAUCCAUUCAGACCUUUUGGAAAGAAGCAAACCGCUUUCCCUGGCUGCAAAGCAUUUGCCGCAAACUGUUGGCAGUCCCUGCAUCUUCGGGUGGAUUUAAACGCCUGUUUCCUUUAGCAUCCUGUAUUGUACGGGCCCGAAGAAGCAGACUGCCUCAACACACCACAGAACGACUUCUGCUGUACAGAGAGUAUCUAAAGAAACAUGACAAAACCACAAUGGAUUAAAAAUGGAGCACUUGUCUUUUAGUCCGUUUUAAUGCUUUUUUUUUAUUUAAUAGUGAUUUAACUUUUUUCUUUACUUUUUGAACUUAACUUUCAUAAGCCUGUCAGUUUCAAUAAAGUAGAACUUAAAUUCAUGAGCUUGUGCAUUGGUUAACUUUCUUUUUAAGGCAUUAAUUCAGUAUGCUGAUAAAUUGAGCUGCGUGAGUUGAAUGCGAGUUGAAACACCGGCAAAAUGAACCGCUUUAAAAUAGUAAAAACCUAAUUUAAUCACUCCCUAUUUAUUUUAUUCUGAAUGAAAGAGAAUCUGCUAAUAUUAAACUUGACCUUUGUAUCUGGAAGUAAUUGCUCAAAGA